Molecule: messenger RNA, 2269 nt
Organism: Aethalodelphis obliquidens (Pacific white-sided dolphin)
Lineage: Eukaryota; Metazoa; Chordata; Mammalia; Artiodactyla; Delphinidae
Gene: PIGT
Product: phosphatidylinositol glycan anchor biosynthesis class T
Exons: 12
Coding region: 23-1849 (608 amino acids)
Biological process (GO): attachment of GPI anchor to protein
Cellular component (GO): GPI-anchor transamidase complex
Source: RefSeq, a predicted model, not a curated record
GGAGGCGGAAACAGCCGCAGCUAUGGCGGCGGCAGCGCCGCUUUCUCUGCUGGUGCUGCUGCUUCUCGGGCCGGGCGUCUGGGGCCAGACGGAGCCCCCACGCGACAGCCUGCGGGAGGAGCUCGUCAUCACCCCGCUGCCUUCUGGGGACGUAGCCGCCACAUUCCAGUUCCGCACGCGCUGGGAUUCGGAGCUGCAGCGGGAAGAAGUAUCUCAUUAUAGGCUCUUCCCCAAAGCACUGGGGCAGUUGAUCUCCAAGUAUUCUCUACGGGAGCUGCACCUGUCCUUAACCCAAGGCUUCUGGAGGACUCGAUACUGGGGGACACCCUUCUUGCAGGCCCCAUCAGGUGCAGAGCUGUGGGCCUGGUUCCAAGACACCGUCACUGAUGUGGAUAAGUCCUGGAAGGAGCUCAGUAACGUCCUCUCGGGGAUCUUCUGCGCCUCUCUCAACUUCAUUGACUCCACCAACACAGUCACGCCCAGCGCCUCCUUCAAACCCCUGGGGCUGGCCAAUGGCACAGAUCACUCCUUCCUGCGCUAUGCGGUGCUGCCUCGGGAGGUCGUCUGCACUGAGAACCUCACCCCGUGGAAGAAGCUCUUGCCCUGCAGUUCCAAGGCAGGCCUCUCUGUGCUGCUGAAGGCUGAUCGCCUGUUUCACACGAGCUACCACUCCCAGGCAGUGCAUAUCCGCCCUGUUUGCAGAGAUGCACGCUGUGCCAGCAUCUCCUGGGAGCUGAGGCAGACCCUGUCCGUUGUAUUUGAUGCCUUCGUCACGGGGCAGGGGAAGCAAGACUGGUCCCUCUUUCGGAUGUUCUCCCGAACCCUCACAGAGCCCUGCCCCCUGGCUUCGGAGAGCCGAGUCUAUGUGGACGUCACCAACUAUAGCCAGGACAAUGAGACAUUGGAGGUGUACCCGGCCCCGCUCACCACGUACCAGGACGUCGUCCUGGGCACCCGGAAGACCUAUGCCGUCUACGACCUGCUGGACACGGCCGUGAUCAACAGCUCGCGCAGCCUCAACCUCCAGCUCAAGUGGAAGAGACCCCCAGGGAAUGGUGGGUGGGAGGUGGGCAGCCGCAGCCCCCAUAGGCUACAGAGGGUUCAGCUCGUGGGGGAGACUCACAGUCCUGCCUCUUCACCGCGAGAGGCCCCACCCACGCCUUUCCUGUACGCCCAGCGGUACGUGAGCGGCUACGGGCUGCAUAACGGGGAGCUGAGCACGCUGCUGUAUAACACCCACCCGUACCGGGCCUUCCCCGUGCUGUUGCUGGACACUGUGCCCUGGUACCUGCGGCUGUACGUGCACACCCUCACCAUCACCUCCAAGGGCAAGGAGAACAAACCAAGUUACAUCCACUACCAGCCUGCCCAGGACCGGAUGCAGCCCCACCUCCUGGAGAUGCUGAUUCAGCUACCGGCCAGCUCGGUCACCAAGGUCUCCAUCCAGUUUGAGCGGGCGCUGCUUAAGUGGACCGAGUACACCCCGGACCCCAACCACGGCUUCUACGUCAGCCCAUCUGUCCUCAGUGCCCUCGUGCCCAGCGAGGUGGCCGCCCAACCCGUGGACUGGGAAGAGAGUCCCCUCUUCAGCACCCUCUUCCCAGCCUCCGACAGCUCCAGCUACUUCGUGCGGCUCUACACGGAGCCACUGCUGGUGAGCCUGCCCACGCCGGACUUCAGCAUGCCCUACAACGUCAUCUGCCUCACGUGCACAGUGGUGGCCGUGUGCUACGGCUCCUUCUACAACCUCCUCACCCGAACCUUCCAGAUUGAGGAGCCCAGCAAGGGCGGCCUGGCCAGGCGGCUGGCCAACCUCAUCCGGCGCGCCCGAGGCGUCCCCCCGCUCUGAGGCGCGCCCUCCUCACCGCUGGGCUGCUGCUUCUCUCCGAGGUGGGUGGUGACGGACCCCCAGGGCUGCUUCUGCCGCGUGCCCUCCCCCGAGGCAGUUUUUGAACCAAGCUGACCCCUGGAUUGGGCCAGGGCCUCAAGUGGCGCUAUCAGGACAGUAGCCACUAGCCAGAUGUGUGUUUGAAUUGAAAUUAAUUGAAAUUGAAAGUGUACUUCCUCAGCCGUACUAGCCCCAUUUCAAGUGCUCGGUAACCAAAAGUAAUCAGCAGCUGCAGUACUGGGCAGCGAGGACAGAUGUUUCCAUCACUGCAGAAAGUUCUGUUAUACGGUGGCCUGGAUAAUAGGAUGUGCUGAGGAAUUCGUAUCGUGCAGUAGGUGGAGUUCACUGGGUGUGGAAUAAAAAGUGCCUAUUUCCUUGGUU